Messenger RNA from Aphis gossypii (cotton aphid), 470 nucleotides. It is a transcript of the gene Ufm1, whose product is annotated as ubiquitin-fold modifier 1. The record is from RefSeq and is a predicted model, not a curated record. Gene Ontology annotation, cellular component: cytoplasm; nucleus. The coding region runs from base 140 to 409 and encodes 89 amino acids. The transcript has a single exon. NCBI's taxonomy places the organism in Eukaryota, Metazoa, Arthropoda, Insecta, Hemiptera, Aphididae. Gene Ontology annotation, biological process: protein K69-linked ufmylation.
UGAAAGCAUAAUAUUAUCCUUGUUUGACUGCAAAUGUGUAAUGUUAAUCAAAAUAAUUAAAUCUUAUUAGUUGUCUAAGUUUUUUUUAACUUGUGUAUACUAACUUGAGAAAGUAUAGUGUUAUUAGAAAUUGUACAAAAUGGGAGAUUCUGUUCAAACAGUAGGGUUCAAAAUAACAUUAACUUCAGAUCCAAAACUACCAUUUAAAAUAUUCAAGGUACCAGAAGCAGCUCCAUUUACAGCAGUUAUAAAAUUUGCAGCUGAAGAAUUCAAAGUAUCAGCCGAAACAUCAGCAAUCAUCACAGAUGAUGGGAUUGGUAUAAACCCUCAACAAACCGCAGGUGUUGUUUUUCUAAAACACGGAACAGAUCUAAGGCUUAUACCAAGGGAUAGAGUUGGAUUGAAUUAAUGUUAAUAUGUAAUAUAAAAUUGAAUUUUUAAAUAAAUUUACAAAUUAUCUGUUUGUAUUA